UCACUUGCGUUUCCAAGAAAUUAAACACAACAACCACCAAAACUCCUCUCCUAACACCGGCAACUUGUAAUACCAAGUCCUUCUCACCCCUCGUCUCUAUCUUUAUCCCCUCACACUCACCGGCUAUAACCGUUGAAACUUAUCCAUUAAACAAAAUAAAUUUAUUAUCGUAUCUAAUGUAGUACUAUUAUUGUCGCUGUUUUUUACCGGUCUUUGCUGUUAGCUAUGAAUGCUCUAAACAAUAUAGGAACAGUGCUCACAGUUGUCUUCUCGGUCUGUCUUGCCGCUCUGGUCUUCGAGAUCCUUUACGUUCUCUGGCGCCGAAGAAGAUUCCUCCGACGGAGUGUCACAAGUUCUGGUGCUGACGGGGAAUUCAGAAGUAAUACCGAUUCACUCUACACGAAGCCGUCUAAAGAGCUUCUCUACUUCUUCUGCUGGAAAAACCAAACGGCUCGCAUCGAACCUGACUCUACAACACCACAGGAAGCCUCCGCGGUGGCUCCGCCAGUUCCAGCAGAUGGUGCAGAUGCGUUGGUGGAGGAGAUGUUGAAGUUGCAAGGGAUGUACGGACCAUCGAGAGUUUUGUUUACUAUUAAGGAAGAGGAGAUGGAGGUAACUGAGAACGACGACUCAUCCAUAGAGAACGAGCUUGUUAAAAGCAAGAAGAGGAAAAAGAGUAGUAGUGAUUUUUGUUUUGAAGGAGCAGUUGCUAAUGAUGUGGUUGUUGAGGUUGAGGUUGAGGUUGAUGAUGUAACGACGCCGUUUUGGACACCGUGUGCAUCACCUCAGUAUUAUUAUACUCCCUCACCUUCUCCUCCUCGUGAUGGAAAUCUAUCACGCAAGAACUCAGGGACUGAAAAUGAAGUCAGUGUCGUCGUCUUAGGUGAUUCUGGUGAGAAUACGACGAUGUCGUUUGUUAGCAUAGAAAUUCAUAGUUAGGAGUAAGGAAGCGGUGAAAAUGUGACCGGCUGGUUAGCGGGUUGCCGGAGUAAUUAUUAUAAAAUGGUAUUUAUAUGUACUUGUUUUAGAAAAAUAGUAGCCCUCUUUUAUUUA
Molecule: messenger RNA, 1053 nt
Organism: Populus nigra (black poplar)
Lineage: Eukaryota; Viridiplantae; Streptophyta; Magnoliopsida; Malpighiales; Salicaceae
Exons: 1
Coding region: 226-939 (237 amino acids)
Source: RefSeq, a predicted model, not a curated record